Messenger RNA from Coccinella septempunctata (seven-spotted ladybird), 1764 nucleotides. RefSeq lists its product as uncharacterized. NCBI's taxonomy places the organism in Eukaryota, Metazoa, Arthropoda, Insecta, Coleoptera, Coccinellidae. The record is from RefSeq and is a predicted model, not a curated record. Bases 620 to 1732 code for a protein of 370 amino acids. The transcript has 10 exons.
AGUUUAUUCUUUUUAUGUUACAUUGUUUUUAAUUAUGCUUUAUCGUCGAAAUAAAUAAAUAAAAUAAAUGAAUCGUUACUUCAAAUCCCCUAUCGAUGCUCUGAAUUGUUCAACUGUGUUUUUCUUAAGAACGGAUGAAAAUACAGUGAAAUUAUUAGCAAAAAACUAUGGAGGGUAAAGCCUCCAUACAAAAAACGAAAAAAAAAAUACAAUAUAUAUAUAUAUAUAUAGGUAUAUUUGGUCCUAUCGCCGUAUUUUGGUCCAAACAAUCUGCCCUUAGCCUAUGUCCCAAUAGUUAUGAACCAGCCUGUAUAAUUCUACUUAUUCGAUAUUCUCUUUACACCUGUAAAAAUCAUGUAAUUCAGUUUCUCCUUCAAUUAUUAAAAACUAAAACUAAAAUUAUCUAUAAAUAUUAGGAAUUCAUAUGUUUUAUUCAAUUUGAAUUUUCAAUCAUAAUGAAUUUUUCAAUAUUCAAGUUCUGUGGAAAUGAAUUUUGUCGAAAUAUCAUCAGACAAGGCUUGAAAGAAUCUGAAAUCGAAUCAUAAUCUUGGGGAUUGUGUUGUCGGGCUGAUCUGAGACAUACAAAUCAUUCUGCUGCUUUCAAAAUUUUUCUAGGAAAAUGUCGUAUGCAGUUGUCUGCUUUGUGGAUGAGUGCCAGGGCGAUUCAGAAGUCGUCCAAGAAGUGCCCAUUUCUUGGCUAAGGAAUAAUAAUACGAUGUGUAUGUGGCCUCCAUCAAACAUCUCGUAUCAUAUAAUAAACGGAACACCACCAUCAAGUUCAUGGAAAUUAUGUCCUAUCAGGUGUGAUCGAAUUUGUGAUAGUCUUGCAGAUGCUAGAAGGCGCUGCAUUAGGGAAUCAUCAUCAGAAGAUGAAAAAGGCAGAGGCCUAAGAAAAAAAAUUUUUUCGAAGCACCUGAUAGGUCAUUAUUCUAAAUGUGCGUCUCCACCAAUGGAGGAAGCUGACCAAUCAUCAGCAGAUUCAGAUUAUAGACUACAGGAGAUCGGGAUGCCACAACCAGAGAACGUAACUCGGUUAUGGCCUCAAACAUCUACCAAUUUUUACAGCCCUCCCUGCAUGACAGGGACAGUUGCUAUCGAACACAAUGAGAUCUUACGACACCCAUCAUGGCCAAAACAAACAGGUGUCAACCAACAUGAGCCACUUACCACUGAAAAUCGAUACACAAUACCAGAUCGACCAUCGUCCAUUAUCAAUCAAGAGGUUGGGACUAGAGUUGACAACAAUGGGAACCUAGAAAGAAAGAUUGAUAGGUUGACCGAGCUUGUUGGAAAAAUUCUCGUAGAAAUUGAAGAGAUAAAGUUGCAGCGAGGAAAAAAUGAGGUGCUGAAUCACACCGGUUUGAGGAAUGCAUUUCCGUUCACAUCUCUGGAAAAACUAAAGGAAUUUGAGGCAAAACUCGAAAAUGAGGAGGAGAAAAAAAAAGUGACCCAAUACUUCAAAUCUAUAGGAGGCUUGAAUUCCAAAGACUUUCAUUCGAGGGUGAUGGCAAGGGUCUUCACAAAUUCCCUUGCCAUGCAGUGUUCAUGGAAGGGGUUCAAAAACAAUUAUAAGGUGGAGAGUAUGUUACUCCUACAAUGUUUAUAUGAUGCAAUUUGUGGGGAAUACCCCACAACUCUGAAGGAAUUCGAGAUCCUAACAAGAGACUGGCUUCGCCAUCCGAAGCAAAGGAAGGAACGGGAAGCACCGUUGGCCAGAUCCUUGGCCCCCUGAAUUACUUAAUUCUUCAAUAAAAUAAAUGAUCA